AUGCUGGCACUAAAUAGCUAUGGGUGCAGUAGAGCUGCGAGUUUGGUUAACCGUAUUGCAGUAAAUGCUAUCAUUUGUCGUUUUAUGAGUAGCAGUGAUAACGCCUCAAGACUUCUUGUGCAACAGAAUACCAAUGAAUCUAUUCCCCCUCCUAGAAAGUUGAAGGCCUAUUUGGAUGAGUAUGUUAUUGGACAGGAGAUAGGUAAGAAAGUCCUUAGUGUUGUAGUUUACAACCACUAUUUACGUAUAAACGAUAAGCAGAAGAAAGCAGAGCUCCAACGGCAGAGAGAAAUAAUAGAAGAAAGUAACAACAUUAGAGCUGCUGAAAGCACAAAGGAUGGUAAUGAUCCGGAUGACAACUCCUCUGGAAAAGAUGAUACUUCACCGAUAAGUGAUGUGAUUCAAAAACCAUAUAAACCUUCUGAAAAGGAAGCGGGUAUGAGAAACUUGAAAAUGCAAAUUGACAUGAAAUUAGAUCAAGAGGACCAAGAUUUGGAAUUAAGUAAAAGUAAUGUAUUAGUUAUUGGUCCAUCAGGUUCUGGUAAAACAUUGCUUGCCCAGACAUUGGCCCGCGUUUUGGAUGUCCCUAUCGCUAUUUCUGAUUGUACACAAUUGACUCAGGCCGGUUACAUUGGUGAAGAUGUAGAAGUAUGCAUUGAGAGAUUGCUCGUAAAUGCUAACUAUGAUGUUGCAAAGGCUGAAAAGGGUAUAAUUGUACUGGAUGAAAUUGACAAACUUGCCAAAUCUUCCAGUUCAUUUGGUACAAAAGAUGUAUCAGGUGAAGGUGUUCAGCAAUCUUUAUUGAAAAUUAUAGAAGGCCACAAUGUAGAAAUUACGGUUAAGAAGCCCGUUAAGGUUGGAACUGAUAAGAACAAUAAUCAAACUACUGCAAAAAAGGAUGAAACAUUUGUUAUUAAUACUUCAAAUAUUUUAUUUAUGAUAAUGGGUGCAUUUGUUAAUUUGGAUAAAAUAGUAGCAAAGAGAAUAAGGAAGUUACAGAAUAAGGAAGAAAAAGAUGGGGAAGAAGAGGAUAUGAGCAAAAGUUCAGCUUAUAGCAACAGUAUUGAAACAAUUAAUUUGGAAAACGGCAAACAAACGUCAGCAUUGAAUCUCGCUACACCAACUGACCUUGUGUCCUAUGGUAUGAUUCCUGAAUUAGUCGGGCGUGUACCAAUAAUAACAGCACUUGAACCACUUCAGUCCAAUGACCUUUUCCAUAUUCUAAAGGAGCCAAAAAAUGCCCUUUUUGAUCAAUAUACUUAUAUCUUCAAGCAAUUUGGUGUCCGUUUAUGCAUGACUGAUAAAGCUCUUAAGAAAGUCGCUGAUUUUGCGUUAAAGGAAAGGACAGGUGCAAGAGGACUGAGAGGUAUUAUGGAAAGACUACUGUUGAAUGUCAAUUAUGAAUGCCCAGACUCAGGAAUCUCCUAUGUUUUAGUAAAUGAGAAAACGGUUGAUUCUUUGCAGCAAACAGAAUACUCACUGGCAACCCAUGUAGAGGCCAAGUAUUAUUCUAGAGGCCAAGCUGAUGAACUUAUAGCAGACGUUUAUGCUGAAGAUGAAGCUCUUGGACGAGUGUUGGAUAAGGAAUUGGGAAGGACCUCAACAAUUGCAAAGAGAAAAGAGCAGUCAAAAUUGUUGCAAGCUCAAUAG
Nakaseomyces glabratus is the source of this 1650-nucleotide messenger RNA. It is a transcript of the gene MCX1, whose product is annotated as Mcx1p. NCBI's taxonomy places the organism in Eukaryota, Fungi, Ascomycota, Saccharomycetes, Saccharomycetales, Saccharomycetaceae. Gene Ontology annotation, cellular component: mitochondrial matrix. The record is from RefSeq and is a predicted model, not a curated record. Gene Ontology annotation, molecular function: ATP hydrolysis activity; ATP binding.